This is a messenger RNA of Heterotrigona itama, 1043 nucleotides long. Lineage: Eukaryota; Metazoa; Arthropoda; Insecta; Hymenoptera; Apidae. The record is from the annotation of a GenBank genome assembly.
CCUCUAUUGGCAAUUGUUACAUACUAGAUUCAAUUCUAAGUUUGUACGUAGUUUUCUUAUCUAGUAAAUAUAUUCAAUGGCCUUUACACAAAGUAAAAUAAUUAUAAAAGAUCUAAAUGUUUGAUCACUUUUGUGAAAGACAAAAGAAAAAAAGUCAUGGUAAAUGUUACAAAAGGAAUUUUAGUUGAAUGUGAUGCAGCUAUGAAGCAAUUUCUUUUACAUUUAGACGAGACAUUUGCUUUAGGACGAAAGUUUAUUAUUCAAGAUCUGGAUGAGAGACAUUUAUUUAUUUCUGCUGAUAUUUUGGAUAUCUUACAAUCAAAAGUGGAUGAUCUUAUGGAUCAAAUAUCAUUUCCCUUAGCAGAGAAAGGGAUAUAAAGACAAAGAAUAUCUUAUUUGUAAUUUAUUACAAUAUAAUUUAAAAGAUUGUAAUUUAUUGUAAAUUAAUCAAAUAUGGCUGCACGAGAAUCUGGUAGAAUAAAAGAUGCAUAUCAAAAGAGAGUGCUUGAUGAAGCUACUCGUAAACGCAGACAAAAAAAAGCAUUGGAGGCUUUGGAACAAGAUAAUUUUCACGAUGAUCCUCAUGCUGAUUUAGUCAUGAGCAAGAAAGUUCCAAAAUUUCAAGAGACUUUAGAUAACAGAGGUGGCAGAAGAAAAAAGACCAGAUCGGCAGAAUAUUAUAAACAAAGAUUUCGCAAAACGUUUGCUCAGUUAGUAGAGGAAGAUCUCAAUAUUAAUCCAAAUCCACCUAAUUAUGCAUCCGCUCAAGCUCUGCCAUCUAAGUUCCCUGAACGACAGUUUUGCGCAGUUUGUGGUUUCCCUAGUAAUUAUACGUGCAUUCCCUGUGGAGCUAGGUACUGCAGCAUGAAGUGUUUAGGUACCCACCUUGACACAAGAUGUUUAAAAUGGACAGCUUAAACUAUGUCAUAAUAUUUAUGGUUCAAUUUUAUAUAUAAAACAUUCUUUUUUUUCUACUAUAAGCGUAAUAAGACUAAUGUAUAAAAGAAAACAAUAUUCAAUAAAAUUGUAUACUUUUCUAUUGA